AUGUUACGCGGUGGGUGUAAACCACGAAAUACCUAUAUAAAAGAAUUUUCGAUUUUAUCUUAUAAGCUAUACGCCGAUGAAGACCAAGAUGUUAACCUUGUGGAUGAGGUGAAAGAAUCCAAAGAGGACAAACAAGGCUACGACUCUUUGGAGAAGCUUCACGGUCUAACAGUGUUGGAAGAUGACAAUCAAUUAGGUGACGACGAAGACCUAUUUGAUGGAGAGGAUGACGCGGAAAGCGGUGAUUGGUACCCCGAUUACGAUAGGAGACGGGAAAGAGUAGGAACGACCAACAUGGUCCGUCUAACACCAGAUGACUUCAUGGGAGUGGUGGAAGGGGUCGACGUCGGUGGAAACUUGAACGAGAUAAAGCGACUUCUCAAUGAGAAUCCGGAGAUUAAGGAAAUUGCUCUGCCAACAUUGCCAAACUAUACGCGCAAGCCGACAACAGAAGCAGCACAGAAGUCAGAGGCCACAACGGAAAAGCAAAGCGGACGCGAUAAGCGGAGCGUCUUCCCCGAUUCACCAGCUGACGCGAUUUCUCCAGUUACUGCGCCGAAAUUCAUGUCAAAAUCUGAGGAAAGGCGAAAGACCAAGAAAUUUACACCACCACCAGAUGCAACCGUAAAGAUGGCCCUGCACACCGUCUCAAGAACAGCGAGGAACAGUGAAGGCGAGGAGGAAGGACAAAGGAGGCCAUUCAUCGCUGCACAUUUCCACGGAAACACUUCUCAUCUUAGCCCAGAGAUCCACGAACACUUCAAAGGCAAUGGCUUAGUCCGCGUGGCGCACGGGGCACCCCAUGACGUCUGGUAUCCCUCGCCUUGGACCAUUGCGUCUCCACAUCCUCGACCCACGCUCACGAGGACCGGUCACGUGCAUGUCCACCAUACCGGGGUUUAUCUCGUAUACGUUCAGAUCUACUAUCUCGAUAGCCACGACAUAAUAUCGUGGGUGUUACAUCGCACUAACCCCUACAUGGAGGGACGGGACACGCUCCUACAAUGCGCCCAGACCUCGCACUCCGCGGAACCAAUGGAUAGACCUAACUCUUGCUUCUCAGCAGCGGCUCUGUUCCUCAGAGCUGGUGAUAAGCUGGCAGUGCGGAACACUGGUGGUGACAGACACUCGCUGAUGCAGCCAGAGAAGAGUUUUAUAGGUCUAGUUAAAUUGGCAGACGCGGAUGAACCGAUUGAGGAGUUGUAG
Molecule: messenger RNA, 1206 nt
Organism: Leptosia nina
Lineage: Eukaryota; Metazoa; Arthropoda; Insecta; Lepidoptera; Pieridae
Source: the annotation of a GenBank genome assembly